Trematosphaeria pertusa is the source of this 999-nucleotide messenger RNA. Its product is annotated as aldose 1-epimerase. Gene Ontology annotation, biological process: beta-D-galactose catabolic process via UDP-galactose, Leloir pathway; glucose metabolic process. Gene Ontology annotation, molecular function: aldose 1-epimerase activity; carbohydrate binding. The transcript has 2 exons. NCBI's taxonomy places the organism in Eukaryota, Fungi, Ascomycota, Dothideomycetes, Pleosporales, Trematosphaeriaceae. Bases 1 to 999 code for a protein of 332 amino acids. The record is from RefSeq and is a predicted model, not a curated record.
AUGUCCGGGGACAAAGCCUUCACCUUCCUUCCGCUAGGAGCCAUCAUCCAGGAGUUCAAGGUGAAUGGAAAGAAUAUCGUACAGGGCUUUCCCACCGCGAAGCUGUAUAAAAAGUACAACUUCCCGUACUUUGGCGAGACUAUCGGUCGGAUCGCCAACCGCGUCUCCAAAGCAAAGUUCGAUUUGAACGGUAAGACUUAUCAAUUGCCGGUCAACAAUGGACCAAACUCGCUCCACGGAGGAAAUCUGGGAUGGGGCAAGAGGGAAUUCGAAGGGGCGGUCGAGGUUGAGCGCAACGGCAAGCAGGCAACUUUCUUCAAGUACCUGAGCGCCGAUGGAGAGGAGGGAUAUCCUGGUACGGUCGAAGUCCGGGUCUGGUAUGUGCAAGAGAAGGUGAAAGAGGAUGGUGUCGAGAAGGAAGUGCUCCACAUCGAGUACGAAGCAGAACUGGUUGGAGAUGAGGUACAAGAGACUGCGGUCAAUAUGACCAAUCACAGCUACUUCAUCCUCAGCGAUUCUCCUUCGAUUUCAGGCACCGAGGUCACCUUGAUCACGAACAAGUAUCAGGUAGUGGAUGACGGAGGCAUUCCCACAGGCCCCAUCGAAGCUUAUCCUGGUGUAACCCCAAACAAGGCUUUCACGCUUGGGGAGAAGGAACCAGACAUCGACGACUGCUUCGUCGCUAACCCGGACCCAUCGAGCGUUCCAAUCGAUACGCGAUCCUCCGCACUGCAGAAAGUGGCAUCAUUUUAUCACCCAGAUUCCAAGAUCCAUCUAGAGAUUUUGUCCACGGAGCCGGCCUUCCAGUUCUACACGGGCAAGUACAUCGACGUGCCUGCGGUCGAGAAUCUACCAGCGAGGGGAGCUCGGUCAGGUUUCUGCGUCGAGCCCAGCCGUUACGUCAACGCCAUCAAUGUGCCCGAGUAUAAGGCGAUGAUGAUCCUCAAAAAGGGGGAGAAGUACGGCAGCAAGAUUGCCUAUCGCGGAUGGCAAGCGUAG